GGUUUACAAAUCUUCAAAAUAAACUAGCACGUUGCGCCGUUUUACGUGGUGGGGGAAACAAACCAAACGACGCGUAGUUUGCAUCUAGAUAAUAGAUCCGGCAUGAAAGUCGUACGUUUGAGUAGAAGUCACGAUAAAUGAAAUUGCACCAAACUACGAUCCGUGACCAAGGAGAAGAGUCUCUCUCUCAUAACUUUCUCAAGCAAACUGCUCGAUUUGAUUUCUCGAGAUUUGAUUUUCUUCUUGGAUCGUUUACCACUGAUCUGGAUCCGGAGCUGUGUUAAAUGGCGUACGUGGAUCAUGCGUUCUCGAUAUCGGACGAGGACAUGAUGAUUGGGACUGCGUACACCGUGAAUAGCCGGCCGCCGGUUAAGGAGAUCGCACUCGCGGUGGCGCUACUCGUGUUCGGAGCCUUAGGAAUCGUCUCAGGCUUCUUCAUGGCGUACAAUCUAGUUGGGGGUGAUCGAGGCCACGGGAUUUUCUUCAUGGUCCUGGGGUGUCUGCUGUUCAUCCCAGGGUUUUACUAUACUCGGAUCGCUUAUUACGCUUACAAAGGAUACCAAGGUUUCUCCUUCUCAAACAUACCCCCCGUUUAGUCUAAUGUAUAGAGAAUGAUGUUUAAGCAAUGGCCUGACUUGUUUUCGUUCUAGUGUAAUAGUUUUAGAGGAGUUAAGUGAUUCCAUGUUUGAUAUACAUAUGUAUCCCUUCCUGCUUUCCUCCUUACUCUUGUUAAAUAAUUGCGAGUCUGUGACAGUUCGUCCGUCCGAUACAUAUUACAUAUAUAUACCUGGUUCAGAGAUUUAUUUGUCUCUAAAAAAUUGCAUUUCUA
This is a messenger RNA of Brassica rapa (field mustard), 829 nucleotides long. Its product is annotated as transmembrane protein 230. The record is from RefSeq and is a predicted model, not a curated record. Gene Ontology annotation, cellular component: endomembrane system. NCBI's taxonomy places the organism in Eukaryota, Viridiplantae, Streptophyta, Magnoliopsida, Brassicales, Brassicaceae.